Molecule: messenger RNA, 633 nt
Organism: Babesia bovis T2Bo
Lineage: Eukaryota; Apicomplexa; Aconoidasida; Piroplasmida; Babesiidae
Exons: 4
Coding region: 23-460 (145 amino acids)
Molecular function (GO): nucleic acid binding
Source: RefSeq, a predicted model, not a curated record
UUAUAUAAUGAUUUAGUGAAAAAUGACACUGAGAAUGCUAACACGCGCUACGUCAGGCAGUGAUGAUGAAUACGAUUCCUCUGGCUUUCACCGCGGUUCGACAGUGCAUAUGAGCGGCUUCGACCCUGACUUUACCGUUGAUAACUGCCGUGCUUUUGCUUCGUGGUUCUCCCCAGUGGUGUAUGUUGAAAAGGUUUCUGCCCCGAAUAAAAUUUCGCGCUUUAUGGUUGUAUUUGCAUCUACAGCACACAUCGAGCAAUUGCUAAAGUGCAAGGAUAUUACGUAUAACAAUGCUACAAUUGAAGUUCAUCCAAUGGGUCCUGAUGAAUCUGUAUGGGAGACAAUGGGCGAUAUGAUGACGUACUCAGGCGCUGUACCUAUAUUGCAGAUGGCUCAGGAUGGUCUCAGUGUGGCUUUUAACCAAUGGUCUAUCGGUUGGGGUGGCUACGGCCAAAAAUGAUAUAAACCGAUUUGUUUGAUAUUCCUUAUUAUCUAGGUUGACGUAUCAAUUGUACAUAUGCCAUGAUGCUGCCAUUUUGUCUGCAAAUGGUUGUGAAGAUUUACAAUGCAACAUGGCUGCCAUCAUUUUUCUGCGUGGCGCGUAGUAUACAAAUUUUUGUAGACUCAUUAAUC